GUGGAGAUUGUAGUAUUAUUUAAUUGUUCCAAUCAUGUUGCUGUGUGAGGGUCAUCAAGAAUAAGGUGGUUUAUUUUUGUUAAGUUUUAGGUCGUGCGAGGAGACCACACGGAAACCAUCGAACGUGUUGUGGCGACACUGACUGGAAUCGUAGCCAUUAUUUACUAGCGUGUUUAUAACGUGAAAUUCCAUUUGACAACUCGAGAAAAAUAUCGGUGGAAAAACUUUCGCGAUCGAGAAAAUCCGUUCGCGCUCUCCACUGGGAGGACCUUCCAGGAUGUUCGAGUGUCGGUCCACGAAGGAAAUGCUUAAAUGAUCAUCGCCGGCAUCUAGAUUUUCAUCCACUGUCCAUCAUCGUUUCCCUCAUAUCUAUACAGUGAAAAUGGCGAGAGCCCAUCAUAACUUAUGAACACCAGUAAAUCUUUAAUUAUGAUUUAAUGUCACAUAAAAACUAUCAGUCAUGUCUAGAGGUUAUGGUAAAUACCGUCGGGGGAAUUACCACAAUGCCAGUUUCCAAUUUGAUAGUCUGUUUAAAGAGAAUAGUAACAGGCCCUCGGCUGCUCGAUCCACAGGAACUGUUGGCAAAUGGGGCAUUACAUCUUUCACCAGUAUUAGAACUAUCAAUGGUUUAAGUCAUGAAAAUGAAAAGGCAGCAGCUGCUCCAGUUAUCCAGGAGACCAGCGUGCCGAAGCCCAAGAAGUUCUUCAAGAGCAGAAACUCUGACAAUCCGGAGCCUCAACAAACUUACAACGAGCGGUCGGAUGUGUCGUAUGGGAAUCCAAGCAAGAAGGCUAGGGUGGAGAAGUCGCCGAAAUCUACGUCGAAGCGGUUCUUCGGAUCGAAAUCACCGAACGAGAAAGCCGUAUUGACAGCGAACAACAAGCGAGCAGAGAAACCUCCAAUAGUGUUACGCAUAUAUCGUGGUAAAUCACAAUUGGUCAGUGAUUCUGAUGAGUCUGAGAGCACGCCCACUCCUUCCUCCACGCCUGUACCCUCAACAUCCACCGUAACUUCACCGAGAGCGCUGCGAGAUUCUUCACAGAAGUCACCUAGUCACGGCAGGAUCACCAGGUCCACGAGGCGGAGCAUGCAGCAGGAUCCCAGCAGCAGCCCCGCCACUGCCGACACCGCCAUCGACUCGUUCUCAUUAUUCACUUCACCCAGGAACGAUACAGACCUCUCACCACAGUACAUACCAGCGGAGAAGUACGAAGUGGAGCGUAAGGCCAUGUACGAUAAUUUGUUGGGCAAUUUUGAUCAGUCCCAGAACGUCGAGAAUGAGUCUCCCAACAUCGAUUUACCCCCGAGAGAGACUACAGAGCAAAUGGAUGAGACCACGAUCAAAGAUGAUAACGAACUAUUCGCCGACGAUAAAAUAUAUAAAGAGAAGGAACCUGGUGACUCAUCUCCUGUCCACGAAUCAGAGUUCGAUGAAGAGAUGCACAUAGACACCUUCUCUAUUACAAAUAACCAAGAGGUAAAUGAAGAUGUAGAUCAGGAACAACAUGAGUCAGAGGAGGAGCAGCAGGAGGAAAUGCAAGAUGAAGAGGUUGAAAUGAUGGAGGAGAGUAUAGAAUCGAUUUCCAAGGAAAUCCAUCAAGCUCCAGUUAUGGACGAACAACCCCUCGAGGAGGACGAAGAAGAAGAGGAAGAAGAUGAACCUGAAGAAGUUCCGGCCGCUAUUGAAGAGCCUGCGAGUAAUCUGAAUAACUUAGAACAAGUCGAGGAGCAAACUAAUUCAGCGAGCGGUAAAUUGGAGGACGAAUGGUCGACGGGCUCGGACAGCGAUGAAGCAGAGGUGCCGACUAUGCGCGAAACGAGAUCCCAGAAGAGUCCAAACAAGAAACCAGCGACGAUCGAGGAUCACAAAGAGGAAAUCCUGGAUAAGAUCUUGGAGAAACCAGAGAAUCCGGUGCCUGUGAAGUUGGUGAUCUCCAAGAAGAAAGGCAGCAUCUUCAAGAGUCGCAGUUUAGUUGCCGAUAGUACGAAGAAGCGGAGGGAGAAGUUGUAUAAACACAAGUGGAGUGAUGAUAAUAAGGACGUGAUUCAGAAGACUGGUGAAGGUACGACGACUAGUGAGACCGCGAGUGCGUCCGUCUACGACGACGAUGAGUGCUUUAAGGAUGACCCCCUAAUGAUGGUUGUAAAGGAGGUGGAUGAUGAUUCCAGCGUUACCAGUGUGAAGUGCACCAAGAGUGAUAAAGGAUAUUACACGGUAGUGAGAAACGUUAAGAAGGCCCAUCAAAUGCAGGAGAUCGGCGAGUUCCAGGAGUUCAACGACGACGUUGAAUACAUUCUGGAUGCGCUGCAGGACAACAACCCCAUUAGCACCAGGUGCCUUUCUGCUAUUACUUUGGCAUCAAAGUGUAUGGCACCUGCAUUUAGAAUGCACGUUAGGGCUCAUGGUACUGUGGGGAAGUUCUUCAAGGCGUUACACGAUGCGACUAGGGAUCAAAGUUUAGGAUUAUGUACGGCUACUGUGAUGUUCGUGUUGAGUCAGGAUCGUCUGAACAUGGAUUUAGAUAGGGAUUGUUUGGAAUUGAUGCUAAACUUGCUGGAAUCAGAUGUGAGCUAUCAGCAGGCAUUGGACGUGUGCGGUCUGAGCACGGCGCAACUCGAGAAGAACAAGCAGAAGGUGCGUGAGCUGUGCGCAGAAGUUCAGAGUCAGGGACAAGCGAUGCACCUGAAUUUGGACAACAUCACCGUUGGACAACUCGCGAUGGAGACGUUGCUCAGUCUGACAUCGAAGAGAGCCGGAGAGUGGUUCAAGGAGGAAUUGAGGGAGCUUGGCGGGUUGGAACACAUUAUGAAGACGAUAUGCGAGUGCUGUCGUCAAGUUUCCGACUACGUCGUUUCCUGGACUGAUGCGCUUCUCGAUAAAUUGCGCAAAGUGGAUAGAUGUUUGCGAGUUUUAGAAAACGUCACGCAUAACAAUGAGGAAAACCAAACGUACCUGUUAAAAUAUAAAAAUGGAAUUCUGCUAGACACAUUAGUGAAGUUGUACAGGCUCUGCGAUUCCGAGAUCCCGCUUUAUCCUGUCACAGAUAUAACGGACAAGGAGUCGGCUGGAGCUGUGAUUAGAGAAGCCCUGCUCGUCACUUUGAAAGUGCUGAUUAAUCUGACCCACCACUUCAACAAGCAAUCCAUGGGUAGUACACUGAUUGGAGAGAGGCCAGGUAUCAUCGACGCCAGUCUGCAUCUUCUGCUGCAAGUGCCUCAUUAUAUACCGGAUCAAAAGAAAUUCGAGCUAGGAGUUUUGGUACUUAUGUUAUUGAUCAACUUGAUACAAGACAACGAUUGCAACAAAAAGCUGCUGAUUGGCGCGAAGGCUCCAGCAGAAUUCGAAAGUAUAUUUCCAUGUGAUAAGACUGCAGUAGAAGCUUUAAUUGUACAAUUUCACCAAUGGGAGGAAUGCGCGCGGGUUGCGGAGAAGCGCACGGAUGCAAUCCUGGACGGAGAAAAGGAUGGCGAAGCGGCCACCCAACCGAAAACAAAUGAAGAAUUCAUCGAAGAGACUGUUGCAAAACUGCUGCAAAAGGCGGGUACGCAUAUGGAGUUCACAUUCUUAGCGUCGUAUCUGGUACUUCUGCUCGGCUACCUCAUAAUGGAUAGCGAGGAGAACAAGCUGAUCGUGCGGAAGUUCCUGAAGGACAACAACUUCUCGGUAAUGGUGGAACUGCUGAAGAAGUUCUUCAACUUCAUGAAUCUUACUGCUUCGACGGAGGCGUCCAGCGUGUGCGCCAUCAAGGCGACCGAGAAGGUGAUCAAGUUCCUGGAGGACUGCGACAAACCUCCGGAGCCGCAGGAGACCGCCACUACUGCAACCACGUACAGUAGGGAAUGCAUGGAUCUCAGUUUCUCGAUAACACAUUAAACAUAUUGUGGCGGCGGUCGAGGCGACGCCCGGUUUGUACAAUUGUUUCUUAGGGAAUUAUUAAUAAAUAUAUAUUGUUACUAUUAUUUUAAGCGACGUAAAAAAACACGAGACACCACAGACAC
This is a messenger RNA of Nicrophorus vespilloides, 3999 nucleotides long. RefSeq names its product protein wings apart-like. Bases 461 to 3874 code for a protein of 1137 amino acids. Lineage: Eukaryota; Metazoa; Arthropoda; Insecta; Coleoptera; Silphidae. The record is from RefSeq and is a predicted model, not a curated record. The transcript is spliced from 12 exons. Gene Ontology annotation, biological process: regulation of chromosome condensation.